AUGGCCAUUCGAAGAUUACAACAAGAUUUUCGACAGUUGCUAAAAAAUAAAGUGGAAGGUAUCGAUGCUAGUCCAUCAUCCGAUAAUUUUUUUGUCUGGAAUGCUAUUAUUUGUGGACCUGAAGAAAGUGUCUAUGAAUCUGGUGCAUUUCAACUUCAAUUAACUUUUCCAGAUGAUUAUCCGCAUCGACCACCACAAGUUCGUUUCAUAACCAAAGUUUUUCAUCCUAAUGUUUGGUGGGAAGAUGGACUCAUUUGUGUUGAUAUAUUGAAAGAUGGUUGGGCGCCAUCGUAUGAUGUUUUGUCUAUACUUCAUUCAAUUCGUUUACUUCUUAUUGAUCCAAAUCCACUUAGUCCGGCCAAUUUAGAAGCUGCUUUACUUUACCGAGAUAAUCGAGUUGAAUUCAAUCGACGUGUUUCACAAAUGAUUCAAGAUUCACUUGAUGCAGAUAAUGAAGAUGAAAAUGAUGAUGAUGGUGGUGAUGACGACAAUGAUGAUGAAGAUGAUAGUGGCAAUGAUACUGAUAGUGAAGAUGCCGCUCAAAUUGAAGAUGGUGACACACGUCGUCAAAAAACGACAAUUCUACGUCAAACACCACCACGACCAGAUUUUGAUUCAUCUCGUUCUAAAUUACAAAAAUUAAGUGAUAGUGAAGGUUCCUUAACGCGAGAAGAAUAUGAAAAAAUGAAGCAAGAACUAGAAGCUGAAUAUUUGGCUAUGUUUAAAAAAACAGUCUCAAUGCAUGAAGUAUUUCUUCAACGUCUUGCAGCACAUCCAGUUUUACGUAAUGAUAGUAAUUUUCGUAUAUUUCUCGAAUAUAAAGAAGAUUUAAGCGUCCGUGGUAAAAAUACCAAAGAACAAAUCAGUGGUUUCUUUAAAACAUUAACAAAAACAGCUGAUGAAGUAUUCCUAGCAAAUCAAAAGGAAAGUGAUGAAUUUUUCGAACGGCAAAAACAAUUUCUUUUAACAUAUAAUACAAAAAUAAACGAUACAACAACAGCUGCUGAUAAAAUAACACGAACACAGAAGACUGUUUCUGAUACUUAUAUUAAAUUAUCAAGUUGUUUAAAUACUUUAGCAAUCUCGGAUAAAAAUGAUUUAUCUAAGUAUUUUAUUUUAAUGGCAGAUUUUUUUGAAAAAGCUCGAAAAUCUGAAACACGUAUACAAUCUGAUAUUGAUCUUAAAUUAUCAGAUACAUUAAAAUAUUAUAUGCGUGAUACAAAAGCUGCUCUUGAUUUAAUGUAUCGUCGAUCACGUUGUUUAGCUGAUUUUGAUACAGCUAAUAAAAAUUUAGAUCGUGCACGACAAAAAAAUAAAGAUAUACAACAAACUGAAACUGUUCAACAAAAUAUUAAAAAAAAAUUUGAAACUAUUUCAGAAAAAGCAAAAGAUGAAUUAAAUGACUUUAAAAAUCGACGAGUACAAAUGUUUCGUAAAAAUUUAAUUGAAUUAACUGAACUUGAAAUAAAACAUACGAAAUCUCAAAUUCAAACGAUCAAAAGUGUUAUACAACAAUUCGAAGCACUCUCAUCAUAA
Rotaria sp. Silwood2 is the source of this 1536-nucleotide messenger RNA. Lineage: Eukaryota; Metazoa; Rotifera; Eurotatoria; Philodinida; Philodinidae. The record is from the annotation of a GenBank genome assembly.